CUUGUCGACGGCGGACACCAAGUUGUUCAUCGUUUAGAGCUCACUGCAAGCCAUGGCCGCCGACGAACUGAUGCCGUCUCACAGGUCACACAGGACUCCCAAAUCAGGUCCUACCGCGAGGAAGAAAUCUGAACAAGAUAAGAAGAAGCGUGGAAUCGAGGUUAACAAGACGCAAAACUUUAAGGCGUUUGGUGUUAAAUCGGCUCGCAGGGCGCAGCGAGCAAAAUCUCGCGCUGCUGAGAAGGAUCAAAAACGACUUCAUCUUCCGAAAAUUGACCGUACUUUUGGCGAAGCUCCUCCUUUCGUCGUCGUAGUUCAAGGCCCCCCAGGAGUUGGAAAGUCUCUCGUGAUUAAGUCUCUUGUGAAGGAUUUUACAAAACAAAAUGUACCGGAGGUUCGAGGACCUAUUACCAUUGUACAAGGUAAACGUACAAGGUUUCAAUUUGUGGAGUGCCCGAAUGAUAUCAAUGCCAUGGUGGAUUGUGCAAAGGUUGCUGAUCUAGCCGUACUUGUUGUAGACGGGAGUUAUGGUUUUGAGAUGGAAACCUUUGAAUUCCUCAAUAUUAUGCAAGUGCAUGGAUUUCCUAGAGUUAUGGGUGUCCUCACUCACCUUGAUAAGUUCAACAAUGUAAAGAAGCUGAGGAAAACUAAACAACAUCUCAAGCAUCGGUUUUGGACCGAAAUAUAUAGUGGAGCCAAAUUGUUCUAUUUAUCUGGUCUUAUUCAUGGGAAGUAUUCGCCGCGUGAAGUUCACAACCUUGCCCGCUUUGUAUCCGUUAUCAAGCCUCAGCAAUUGACAUGGCGAACAUCACAUCCUUAUGUGUUGGCUGAUCGCCUUGAAGAUGUUACCCCUCCGGAGAAAGUUCAGAUGGAUAAGAAAUGCGAUAGAAAUAUCACUUUGUAUGGUUACCUACGUGGCUGUAACUUCAAAAAAGGGAUGAAGGUUCAUAUUGCUGGAGUUGGCGACUACAGUGUAGCUGGGGUGACUGCUUUACCUGAUCCUUGUCCUUUACCUUCAGCUGGCAAGAGAAAAGGGCUGAGGGACAGGGAUAAGCUUUUCUAUGCUCCUAUGUCCGGGAUUGGAGAUCUGUUAUAUGACAAAGAUGCUGUUUACAUCAACAUAAAUGAUCACCAAGUUCAGUACUCUAAAACUGACGAUGGAAAGGGAGAACCUACUAAUAAAGGAAAGGGCAGAGAUGUUGGUGAAGAUUUGGUAAAGUCGUUGCAUAACACAAAGUAUUCUGUUGAUGAGAAACUGGAUAAGACAUUCAUUAACAUUUUUGGCAAAAAGACUAGUGCCAGUUCAGAAACAAAACUUAAGGCUGAAGAUGCGUAUCAAUCCUUACCGGAAGGUUCUGACAGUGAGUCUCAAUCUGGCGAUGAUGAGGAGGAUGUAGUAGGUAAUGACAGUGAAAUCAAGCAGGAAACUGAGAUUCAUGGUGGAAGGUUGAGGAGGAAAGCUAUCUUCAGGCAGGACUUAAAUGAAGAUGAUUUUGAGGAAGCAGAUGAUGUUGAAUUGGACUCAUAUGACCCAAAUAUAUAUGGUUUUAAGGAAGCAGACGAUGUUGAAUCGGACAAAAAUGAAGUUGAAGAUGGUGGAGAUGACUCUGCUUCCGAUUCGCCAGAUGAUGAGGCAGGGGAUUAUCAGAUAGAUGAUAAGGACUUUGGUAACAUAUCAAAAUGGAAAGCACCCUUGAAGGAGAAAGCCAGAAAGAAGAACCCCAACUUGAUGCAGAUUGUGUAUGGAGCAUCGGGAUCAUCAGCUACUCCCUUGAUAAAUGAGAACCAUGACAUUAGUGAUGAUGAAGAAAGUGAUGAUGAAGACUUCUUUAAGCCAAAAGGAGAACAAAGCAAGAAUCUGGGUGGUGAAUGGGAUGUGGGAUAUGUCAACUCAGAGGAUUGUUCUAAAUUUGUGAAUUAUGGUUACCUAAAGAAUUGGAAAGAGAAAGAAGUCUGCGAGAGCAUUCGUGAUCGAUUUACCACUGGUGAUUGGUCAAAAGCUGCUCUGAGAGACAAAAAUUUAGGUACUGGCGGUGAGGGAGAAGAUGAUGAACUUUAUGGUGAUUUUGAGGAUCUAGAGACGGGAGAGAAGCAUAAAAGCCAUGUUAACAUGGAAUCGGGUGCAAAUGAAAAUGAAGAUGAAGAUGCAGAAGUCGUUGAGCGUAGGCUAAAAAAGCUGGCUCGUCGAGCAAACAAUAAAUCCGAGUUAGAGGAGGAUGACAAUGAUAAAGGUGAUGGGAACAAUCCUCGUAGUCAAGCCAAUGAACCAGGAUACGUUGAUAAAUUGAAGGAAGAGCUUGAAAUUAUAAAACAGAGAAAUGAGUUAGAAUACAAUGAUCUUGACGAGGAAACUCGAAUUGAGUUAGCGGGAUUCCGGACUGGAACAUACUUGAGGCUGGAGAUUCACAAUGUUCCUUAUGAGAUGGUUGAAUUCUUUGAUCCUUGUCAUCCAAUUCUGGUUGGAGGUAUUGGUUUCGGUGAGGACAAUGUUGGAUAUAUGCAGGCCCGGUUGAAGAGACAUAGGUGGCAUAAGAAAGUACUAAAGACAAGAGAUCCUAUUAUUGUGUCUAUCGGAUGGAGACGCUAUCAAACAAUGCCUGUAUAUGCCAUUGAAGAUCGCAAUGGCAGGCAUCGAAUGCUCAAGUAUACUCCAGAACACAUGCACUGCCUUGCUACGUUCUGGGGUCCUCUUGUCCCACCCAACACCGGCUUUGUCGCUUUCCAGAACCUGUCAAACAAUCAGGCAGGAUUUAGGAUAACAGCGACAUCUGUUGUUCUUGAGUUUAAUCACCAGGCCCGUAUUGUAAAGAAAAUUAAGAUGGUUGGGACUCCCUGCAAGAUCAAGAAAAAGACUGCAUUUAUCAAAGACAUGUUCACUUCUGACCUAGAAAUAGCUCGAUUUGAAGGUUCAUCUGUCCGGACAGUUAGUGGCAUUAGAGGACAAGUUAAAAAGGCUGGAAAAAACAUGCUUGAUAACAAGGCUGAAGAAGGGAUUGCGAGGUGUACCUUUGAAGAUCAAAUCCAUAUGAGUGACAUGGUCUUCUUAAGGGCUUGGACUACAGUGGAAGUUCCACAAUUUUACAAUCCUCUAACGACAGCCUUGCAACCCCGUGAUAAGACCUGGAAUGGGAUGAAAACCUUUGGCGAACUCCGUAGAGAGCUGAAUAUUCCUGUUCCAGUGAAUAAGGAUUCACUCUACAAGGCAAUCGAAAGAAAGCCAAAGAAGUUCUAUCCACUAAAGAUUCCAAAGAGUCUACAAAAAGAUUUACCGUUUACAUCGAAACCCAAAGAUAUACCAAAGCGGAAAAGACCAUCACUAGAUGAUAAAAGAGCAGUUAUAAUGGAACCGAAAGAAAGAAAAGAGCAUGCUAUAAUCCAGCAAUUCCAGCUGCUGCAACAUCACAGGAUGAAGAAGAAAAAGGCAACUGAACAGAAGAAGAGGAAAGAGUAUGAAGCAGAGAAAGCUAAGAAUGAGGAAAUAAAUAAGAAACGGAGGAGAGAGGAGAGACGUGACAGAUACCGUGAGGAAGAUAAACAGAAAAAGAAGACGAGAAGAAGCCAAGAUUAAUUAAUACCUGAGUUUUGCUUCAUUCCAAGUAUUUCAACUGUGAUACUAAAACUUUUGUUUUCAUGUUUCACUGAGAGAUUCUUCUUUCUACUGUGUUGUUUCACAAUUUCACCAUUUCUGGGAUGAGCCCCAAAAUUUUGGAAAUACUCUUAGACUGCAACUUUGAUUGGUUAGUCUAAUUAUUACUAAGCUUUGUGCACCAACUAAUUGUGUUUAAGUGUUUCUUACAAAUGUUGCCUGUUACAUAAGUUUACUUUUGUCUGUUGUGAAAUGGAAAUAAAAUGAUCCAUGAAUU
Messenger RNA from Arabidopsis arenosa, 3863 nucleotides. The record is from the annotation of a GenBank genome assembly. Lineage: Eukaryota; Viridiplantae; Streptophyta; Magnoliopsida; Brassicales; Brassicaceae.